CAAACACACACCGAACUGGGCCAUUAAAGCUAUCUUAUGUAAUUGCAGCAGCAACAGUCAGUGGAAGUAAUUGCAAGUUAGAAGUGACAAACAAGAUCGAUGCUGGUUUCAACUCCACCACCACCAUCCUCAUCUUCUUUCUCGCUUGGAUGCUCCAACUGCCUAAGAUGUCAUGUUGAACCCAUGAUCUGCUCAAUGUCACAUGGAUUAUCUUGCAGUUCGAUUAAGACACCGUUUGAGUUUCAACGAGUUUCGCAGCAUUCAGGCUUGAGAAGGGAACAUCUCUUUGGGAGUGCUCAGUUUCAUUGGUCGCUUCAGGGGCGUGAUAUCUGUGUUUCACAAGUUUCGGUAGCUGCUGAUUAUUCAGAUUCAGUCCCAGACUCGUCUAGUUAUGCUACCGGUUAUCAUCCACUUGAAGAGUUGAGAGAUAAUGGGCGUGCUCGUGAUGCAAUGCCUACAUCUGCUGAGAUUGCCAGGACUGCCGUCGAGGCUAACAGCAAGGCAUUGUUGAUAUUCCCUAGUAGUGUGCACUAUGAGCCACAUGAACAAAUCUCAUGGGCUGAAUUCGACUACGUUAUUGAUGACUUUGGAGAUAUAUUUGUUGAGGUUCAUGACAGUCAAAACAUCUUGCAAGAUCAUGGAGCUAGUAAUCCUGUGACCGCUUUAAUUGGAAUGGACAUCUCAUACUACGAGAGCAGGAAAAUGGAUCUUUUAGAUGACAUCUUGGACUUUGAUAGUGGAGAUGAUGAUUUAUUUGCUGAUGACUACUUUGAAGUAGAUGAACCUAAUAAGGCUGGCAUUUGGAAUGAUUGGGGGAUGUCUGAGAAUUCCAACUGGACGCAUCCAGUUUACUUUGCCAAGUGCUUGUCAAAGGCUAUUAAUGUUGAACAUACUAAAAAUAUGGAUCGCCCGUCAAAUGGUGUUGCUGUAUGGGGGUUUCUCAAGCCUACUUUCAUAGAUGAAGAGUUUUACCUCCGACGUCUCUUCCAUGAUGAAGAAAGUGAUAGUGACACCUCAGACUGCAAAGAUGGAGAUAUCAUGAGCUACAGUACAAAGGAUGAUGGAAGAUGUGGUAGAUCAACCAUCUAUAGAUUGGAUAUCGCAAAAAUUGAACUAUUCUCGGUCUACGGUAUUCAGUCAAUGAUUGGUGUUCAGGAUUUUCAGUAUGCUGAACCUGACAUUCUUGUGCACUCAAACCCAUCAAUUCUAGAGCGAUUUGUUCAGACCGGAACAAGGUGCAGUGUUGCUCUUAAAGCACUUUGCAAAAAGAAAGGGCUACACGUUGAGGGUGCAAAUCUAAUUGGAGUUGACAGCCUUGGCAUGGAUGUUAGAGUGUAUUCAGGAACAGAAGUACGGACACAUCGUUUCUCCUUCAAAACCCGGGCGACUUCAGAGUGUGCUGCAGAUAAACAGAUUCAGCAGCUCUUGUUUCCGAGGGCGAGGCGAAAAAAGCUAAAGACUCUAGAUAAACCUAGAGAUGAUCCAUAUUAAUACAUGGACAUUGAUGGCCGCCCGACACGGGUCAUGUGGAGGUGCGAGGACAGGCGGUGGCGAGAAAGACGCACGGCCCAUGCACGAGCCCGAGAAGAGGCACGACCCAUGCGCCGAUCCGGGUACGGGGCAGAGGUUCGACAAGUUAAAGUACUAAAAUUGAGUUUGAAAUGAAGGAAUUUGGAGAUAUCUGUUGACAUGGAUUUUGUGAGAGAAACAAAGAGAAACUAUGAUUAGUUUACAUGAUUACAUCAAUACAAAUAUUACUUUUUUUA
Salvia hispanica is the source of this 1766-nucleotide messenger RNA. Its product is annotated as Pentatricopeptide repeat (PPR) superfamily protein. The record is from RefSeq and is a predicted model, not a curated record. NCBI's taxonomy places the organism in Eukaryota, Viridiplantae, Streptophyta, Magnoliopsida, Lamiales, Lamiaceae.